AGUGCCGCUUCUCAACUUAUCCAUGGACGACGAGCCCUGCUGUAACCCCGUCACCGGUUGGAAUUAUGAGGAAGUUAUGAAAGCCUACGAAGAGUCCAAGAGACCUCGGGUUAGGAUUUGCGUUGAGGGAUUCGACACUUCACUUCCUGAGGAUGAUAGCAAGAAGGCGCUGAUUAAUCAUUUCAAUUCAUGUGGAAAAAUCAUUAUAUUUUACUUCGAGGACAGAUGUGCUUUUAUGGUUAUUCGCGGAGAAGACGCAGAAGAGAAAGCGUUGGCACUCAAUGGAAGUGACGUGGGAGGAUGGAAUGUCUCUGUUAAGGUUUCACCUGUAGUAUAUAAGAAGUCUUUGACUCCUCAGCAAAGAGAUGCAAUGCAAUGCAAUGACCCACGAUUUAUGCAUUACAUUACCGUUACGGGAUAUGACACUUCGGUUUCUGAUGAUGAUCUCAAGAUAACUUUGAGAAAACAUUUCGGUUCAUGUGGAGAGAUCAUACAUAUGUAUAUUCCCAGAACCUAUGAUGGCUAG
Messenger RNA from Eutrema salsugineum, 526 nucleotides. RefSeq names its product nucleolin 1-like. The transcript is spliced from 5 exons. The coding region runs from base 23 to 526 and encodes 167 amino acids. NCBI's taxonomy places the organism in Eukaryota, Viridiplantae, Streptophyta, Magnoliopsida, Brassicales, Brassicaceae. Gene Ontology annotation, molecular function: nucleic acid binding. The record is from RefSeq and is a predicted model, not a curated record.